Pseudoliparis swirei is the source of this 1625-nucleotide messenger RNA. RefSeq lists its product as uncharacterized. Bases 46 to 1254 code for a protein of 402 amino acids. The transcript is spliced from 6 exons. The record is from RefSeq and is a predicted model, not a curated record. NCBI's taxonomy places the organism in Eukaryota, Metazoa, Chordata, Actinopteri, Perciformes, Liparidae.
UUCACUCUCCAGUUCGGAAGCAGAGUUGUGAGAGACAGAGGGGAGAUGAAUCUAUACCAGAGCUUUGGAAACCUUUUGGAGACUUGGGUAACUGAUGGAGACCAGUCCUCGGACACAGGAAAUAAUGACAAAGGCCUUCUUACACCUUCCUCCGAUGUCGGGACAACUCUGCGCUCAGAAUCGGUGGACUCUGGAGUGGAGACAGCCAGCCCGUCCGUGUCCUUGCCUUCCUCCAUCUCAACAGACACCACAGAAAUAGACACAUUGACACCAGAAAGAGAUGGACUCCCCUCGCCUGCCUCACAGUCUCCCAUCCUCUCUUCUCUUCUGUCCGCCUCUUCUUCCUCUCCGCACCGCCGUCCCAGCAGAGCAGCUCGGGUGGACCCCACAGCCUUGCACUUAAAUGUGGAGAAAGCCUUACAGAAGACCGACUCGAUGAAUCUGAAGAACCCCCGAGAGCCCAUCACAGUGGAUGAGCUGCUGGGCCAACGGCCUCGAGCGUUUGGACCCAAACGGCACGCGUCUGAUGUCGCGAGAGGUGAAAGUUCACCCAGUUCAGCCCUGAAGAGGACAUUCAUUUACACAUCGAUGCCCAGGAGGAAGAUGUCAGAAAUGUGCAGACGGCCACUUUCUACGAGUUGUGACAAGCGGCCCGCUCAGACGAGCUCAGAGGACCUCGGUGAGCAGGAGAAGACGCGACUGAGUCCCGGGCUCCGCUACCUGGAGCAGGUGUGCCAAAUGUUAGAAGAAAUUGCCAGACAACAAAUGCACGGCCGAGCUUCACAGAUGGAGACGAAUGCCCUGCAGGAACAUGGAAACACAGAGGGGAUAAAGGCUGCCAGCGCUUAUCAGAGUGACUCGAAAGCUGCUGUCGGGGAUUUCUCUUUUCGUGAGAGUCUUGAUCCAGAAAAUGAAGAGCACAGUGAACCCCAGCCACGCAGAGAAUAUCCAAAGAUGCAUAUUCGGCAGAGAUCUCUUUCUGAGGCAAAUAUUUCAACACUGCACCUAAGACCGUUUCAGGCAGACUGCAGACAUCUGAGUACAGACGACCAGCUGGAGAAGAUUGAGGAAGACCAUGACAAGCAGGGUUCUGAAAAAGGAGCGAUGAGUCGAAUAAGAAACUUCAAUAUAAAAGCUGGCUCUUUGAAAAUAGAGAAGUCGGCAGUGAGAGAUGCAAAAGGCCAACAUGAAAGAAACUCUGCCCGACGACGGCUGAGCCUGCUGUUCAAGUGGAGGAAAACUCAGCCGGUGUAAACGGACCACGGUGUGUCUGUCACGAUGUUCUGAAGAGGAGGAAGCUUUUCUUCAAAGAUUUGAGUGUAACUGCUUUAAAAAUAACUUAAUAUUCAGCUCAUGAGAUGGACCAAUAUGCCAUGUGUAUUUUGUAUCUCCUGUGUACUUGCCUUUUUAGUUUUUUACUGAAAUAAUGAGAUUUUGUGAAUGAAAUUUCACAAAAUCUCAAUGCUUAGUUUUUUUUACAAACAUCAAACUUGUAUCUGUAAUAAGCUGUUGUUGGCAUGCACUGUACAGUAUAUAUCACUAUGUAUAACAUAUAAUGUGAAUAUUUCAAUUUUUUGCAUUUGAUGUUGUUUUGUCCUUCUUGCAACAUAAAAUAAUGUUUCAUA